CGCUAUGCCUCUGCUCUGUACUCGGCUGCCAGCAAGUCCAAGUCACUGGACAAGGUGGAAAAGGACCUGAUUGAGGUGCAGGACCUCCUGAAGACCGACACUAUGUUCCGCAACUUUGUGCUGAACCCCACCCUGCAGAAGGAAGCCAAGCGACAGGCCAUGGAGAUGGUGGCUACUAAGAAGAAGACAGCAGACUCAACCAAGAACUUGUUGCUGCUGAUGGCCGAGAAUGGCCGUCUGAACAAGCUGGACAGUGUGGCCACCUCCUUCCGCACGCUGAUGGCGGCGCACCGUGGUGAGGUGGUGUGCGAGGUUACGACAGCCAAGCCGCUAGACGCCGCCGGCCAAAAGGAAGUGGAGGCCACGCUCAAGGCGUUCCUCAAGAAGGGCGAGGUGCUGAAGUACUCCACCAAGGUGGACCCUGCCAUCGUGGGUGGCAUGGUGGUCACCGUCGGCGACAAGUAUGUGGACAUGUCGAUCGCCUCGAGGAUCAAGAAGUACACGGAGGCCAUCUCGACGGCCGUUUGAGCGGCUGCCGGCGGCGAGCUAGACGUUCGGGGUGUAUGUGCUGGUUAUGUGGAAGUGAUAUGGCCACUUGGUUUGGUGUGUGCCACAGUUCUAAUACAGCUGUGAAAACGGA
Molecule: messenger RNA, 640 nt
Organism: Pollicipes pollicipes
Lineage: Eukaryota; Metazoa; Arthropoda; Thecostraca; Pollicipedomorpha; Pollicipedidae
Product: ATP synthase subunit O, mitochondrial-like
Biological process (GO): proton motive force-driven ATP synthesis
Molecular function (GO): proton-transporting ATP synthase activity, rotational mechanism
Source: RefSeq, a predicted model, not a curated record